CACUCAGCAGUCGACAUUGACAGCCUUCAAGGUACUGAACUUCCGGUCUUUGCUCUCAUCAGUCAAGAUGCCAUCUCCGGCCCUCAUAGCGCGCCUUAGACAUUUACAGGAGUCUUCCGAACUACUCGUACUUUCCUCGCCGGCAGCAGCUGCACACUUACGGGUCACGCGAAAUGCGGUGGCGGAGGAGCAGAUGCAAGAUGCUGUCCCCAUAAACGAACGUAUCUGCCAUGCGUGUGGUGAUCUGCUCAUCCCGGGCUGGACAUGUACGACCACCAACGACGAUUCAAGACGGUCGCGCAGAAGGACCAACCGUACGAAACCCGGAAUGCGCACAAUCCGAUGCGAUCGCUGCAAUUCAACAACUUCCCUUACCUCUGCAAAGCCCAGCGGAAGUCAGCUGCAGGGAAGUGCCAUCGACUCAACUUCCGCGAUGCCCAAGCCUCAACUUCCUGACCCUCCAAUACCAGCGGUUGAAGUGUCUACGCGCCCGAGCAGAAAGGCCCGGAACAGCAAGUCUACCCUGCAAUCUCUGCUGGCGAGUCAACAGAGCAAGAACGGCCCCAGCAUUGCAAAGCCUGGACUGGAUCUGAUGGACUUCAUGAAGACGUAAUAGAUCGCCUUGGCCAGAAAGUCGUGCUGAUGAGCCGUGGGCAAGCGAGGUUACCCAGCCCCAUAAACAACACUGCCAACCCAUUCACCCUUCUCACCCCAUUCAGUCGCUCGGACGACCAUGACAUGGCUUUCCCUCUGCACACGCGACAGCGAUACGGAAG
Molecule: messenger RNA, 776 nt
Organism: Baudoinia panamericana UAMH 10762
Lineage: Eukaryota; Fungi; Ascomycota; Dothideomycetes; Mycosphaerellales; Teratosphaeriaceae
Exons: 1
Coding region: 68-613 (181 amino acids)
Biological process (GO): RNA processing
Source: RefSeq, a predicted model, not a curated record